GUACUUUUGAUUCUUCUAAUUUAUGGUAGACAAUAUUAAAACUUAUCAAUGUUGGUAUACAAAAGGUACAUCAAUAGCACACAAACAAAACAGAUUAUCAAGGAAUAAACUAACGGACUUCCUAACGAAACGAAGUAAAUCUGAAAAUGUGAUGGAUGUAGCAGACUUUUCAAUAUAUUAUGAUGUUAAUACAAAUGAGACCAUACGUAACAUGAUGCCCCGGCCGUGGUACAAGCCCGGGUGGCUACUGAGGCUUCCAUUUACCGGCGGGAGGUGCAUUUGUGAAGGCUUAAAGUGCUCGUGUUGCACAGGAAUACGAAUCGAAUCAUUUAACUUCGAUAGAAGAACAUGCGCAAUCUUCACAUACGAGCCGACAGACUCUGUCCUGGAUUUGGAAGUGAAAAUGAACAACGAUAGUGUCUAUCGAAAUUCCUUCUCUGCCCGUAACCCUCCACCAUUCUGCGUGCCAAUUCCGGUGCCGUACCUACCGCCGGGCCUCGUCGACAUGUGUGUGCGGCUGUACGACAUAAACAUUGUGCAGCAAAUGUUGCACAUGUGCAUGGAUAUGGACACAAGGGUUGAUAAAGCUCCAGUUUUGGUUCUCCAUUUUGAUUGCAUGGACAUGGGUUUCAAUGGAGUCAGUCUAUCUAAGCCCAGCAACCAAACAAACGUCCUGACAGAAGACGGAACAACCACGCCGACCCAGCCGGGGGUUGAUGUAUAUGACCCGGUCACAGAAACUAUACAGCAAACGACUUCCAUGUUCAAUAUGAGCAUUAAAUAUAUUUAA
Molecule: messenger RNA, 790 nt
Organism: Amyelois transitella
Lineage: Eukaryota; Metazoa; Arthropoda; Insecta; Lepidoptera; Pyralidae
Exons: 6
Coding region: 23-790 (255 amino acids)
Source: RefSeq, a predicted model, not a curated record